AUGCGACUCGCCAAAAGAAUUCAUGCGACUCAUAAAAAGUUCAUGCAGCCCGCCAAAAAAUUCAUGCGACUCGCAAAAAAUUCAUGCAGCCCGACAAAAAGAAAUUCAUGCGACUCGCCAAAAAGAAUUCGCCGACUCGCCAAAAAGAAUUCAUGCUCGCAAAAGAAUUCAUACGCUCAAAAAAUUCAUGCGACCCUUAAAAAGAAUUUCAUGCGACUUCGCCAAAAGAAUUCAUGCGACCCGCCAAAAGAGUUUCAUGCGACUCGCCAAAAAAAUUCAUGCAUGCAGCCCGACUCGCCAAAAAAGAAAUUCAUGCGACCCCGCUCAAAGAAUCAUCAUGCGACUCGCCAAAGAAUUCAUGCAGCCCAUAAAAAGAAUUCAUGCGACUCGCCAAAAGAAUUCAUGCGACUCGCCAAAAGAAUUCAUGCGACUCGCCCAAAAAGUUCAUACGACUCGCAAAAAAGAAUUCAUGCGACCCGUCAAAAGAAUUCAUGCGACUCGCCAAAAAUGAGUUCAUGCGACCCGCCAAAAGAAUUCAUGCGACUCGCCAAAAGAAUUCAUGCGACUCGCCAAAAAGAAUUCAUGCGACUCGCCAAAAGAAUUCAUGCGACUCGCCAAAAGAAUUCAUGCGACUCGCCAAAAAUGCAGCCCGCCAAAAGAAUUCAUGCGACUCGCCAAAAAAGAAUUCAUGCGACUCGCCAAAAAGUUCAUGCGGCCCGCCAAAAAGAAUUCAUGCGACUCGCCAAAAGAAUUCAUGCGACUCGCCAAAAAGAAUUCAUGCGACUCGCCAAAAGAAUUCAUGCGACUCGCCAAAAGAAUUCAUGCGACUCGCCAAAAAAAAUUCGGCCGACUCGCAAAAAAAUUCAUGCGACUCGCCAAAAAAGAAUUCAUGCGACUCGCCAAAAAAAUUCAUGCUACUCGCCAAAAGAAUUCAUGCGAAAGAAUUCCCGCCAAAAGAAUUCAUGCGACUCGCCAAAAGAGUUCAUCGCCAAAAAGUUCAUGCGGCCCGCCAAAAGGAAUUCCCGACUCGCCAAAAGAAUUCAUGCGACUCGCCAAAAAAUUCAUGCGGCUCGCCAAAAGAAUUCAUGCGACUCGCCAAAAAAAUUCAUGCGGCUCAUAAAAGAAUUCAUGCGACUCGCCAAAAAGUUCAUGCGGCCCGCCAAAGAAUUCAUGCGACUCGCCAAAAGAGAAUUCAUGCCAAAGAAUUCAUGCGCUCGCCAAAAAAAAGUUCAAAAAAGAAUUCAUGCGACUCGCCAAAAAGAAUUCAUGCGACUCGCCAAAAAAUUCAUGCGACCCGCCAAAGAAUUCAUGCGACUCAUAAAAAAAUUCAUGGCCCGCCAAAAGAAUUCAUGCGACUCGCCAAAGAAUUCAUGCGACUCGCCAAAAGAAUUCAUGCGACUCGCCAAAGAAUUCAUGCGACUCGCCAAAAAUUCAUGCGGCCCGCAAAAAAAAUUCAUGCGACUCGCCAAAAAGUUCAUGCGGCUCGCCAAAAGAAUUCAUGCGACUCGCCAAAAAGAAUUCAUGCGACUCGCCAAAAAGAAUUCAUGCGACUCGCCAAAAGAGUUCAUGCGGCCCGCCAAAAGAAUUCAUAAAAGAACUCAUAAAAAGAGUUCAUGCGGCCCGCCAAAAGAUUCGCCAAAAGAAUUCAUGCGACUCGCCAAAAAAUUCAUGCGACCCGCCAAAAAGAAUUCAUGUUGCUCGCCAAAAGAAUUCAUGCGACUCGCCAAAAGAAUUCAUGCGACUCCAAAAAAAGUUCAUGCCGUACCCGCCAAAAGAAUUCAUGCGACUCGCCAAAAGACUGCGACCCAAAAAGUUCUUUUGACUCGCCAAAAGAAUUCAUGCGACUCGCCAAAAGUUCAUGCGGCCGCCAAAAAUUCAUGCGACUCAAAAAAAAUUCAUGCGGCCUCGCCAAAGAAUUCAUGCGACUCGCCAAAGAUCAUGCGACUCGCCAAAAAGAAUUCAUGCGACUCGCCAAAAAAAAGAAUUCAUGCGACUCAAAAAAGAGUUCAUGCGACCCGCCAAAAGAAUUCAUGCGACUCGCCAAAAAAAGUUCAUGCAGCCCCCAAAAGAAUUCAUGCGACUCGCCAAAAGAGUUCAUACGGCCGCAAAAGAAUUCAUGCGACUGCGACUCGCCAAAAGAAUUCUCGCCAAAAGAAUUCAUGCGGCCGCCAAAAGAAUUCAGCGACUCGCCAAAAGAAUUCAUGCGACUCGCCAAAAAAAUUCAUGCGACUCAUAAAAAUAGUUCAUGCGACUCGCCAAAAAAUUCAUGCGACUCGCCAAAAGAAUUCAUGCGACUCGCCAAAAGAAUUCAUGCGACUCGCCAAAAAUUCAUGCGACUCGCCAAAAAAGAAAAUCAUGCAUGCCAAGGAUUCGCCCGCCAAAAAAAUUCAUGCGACCGCCAAAAAAAAUUCAUGCGGACCCAAAAGAAUUCAUGCGACUCGCCAAAAGAAUUCAUGCGACUCGCCAAAAAAAGAUUCAUGCGACUCGCCAAAAGAAUUCAUGCGGCCCGCCAAAAGAAUUCAUGCGACUCGCCAAAAAAAAGUUCAUGCGACUCGCCAAAAAGAAUUCAUGCGACUCGCCAAAAAGAAUUCAUGCGACCCGCCAAAAAGAAUUCAUACGACUCGCCAAAGAGUUCAUGCGGCCAAAAAAGAAUUCAUACGACCCGCCAAAAGUCGCUGCGACUCGCCAAAAGAAUUCAUCGCGACUCGCCAAAAAAGAAUUCAUGCGACUCAAAAGAGUUCAUGCGAUUCGCCAAAAAAAUUCAUGCGACUCGCCAAAAAGAAUUCAUGCGGCCCUGCCAAAAAUCAUGCGACUCGCCAAAGAGUUCAUGCGUGCCGCCAAAGAAUUCAUGCGACUCGCCAAAAGAGUCAUUCUCGCCAAAAAAAAUUCAUGCGACUCGCCAAAGAAAUCAUGCGGCCUCGCCAAAAGAAUUCAUGCGACCCGCCAAAAGAAUUCAUGCGACUCGCCAAAAGAGGUCAUGCGACUCGCCAAAAGAAUUCGUGCGACUCUGCCAAAAGAAUUCAUGCGACCCGCCAAAAAAAUGCGACUCGCCAAAAUUCAUGCGGCCCGCCAAAAAAGAAUUCAUGCGACUCGCCAAAAAGAGUUCAUGCAGCCCGCCAAAAAUUCAUGCGACUCGCCAAAAGAAUUCAUGCGACUCGCCAAAAAAUUCAUGCGACUCGCCAAAGAAUUCAUGCGGCCGCCAAAAGAAUUCAUGCGACUCGCCAAAAGGUUCAUGCGGCCCGCCAAAAAAGUUCAUGCGACUCAUAA
Molecule: messenger RNA, 3267 nt
Organism: Acanthosepion pharaonis
Lineage: Eukaryota; Metazoa; Mollusca; Cephalopoda; Sepiida; Sepiidae
Source: the annotation of a GenBank genome assembly